GCAUUACUGGCAAGGAGAGGGUAUUUGGUUCGGAGAACGUUGGGAAGUGGAAGUUAUUCAAAAGUGAAACUAGCUUACUGUUUUGGGAAGGACUUCGACAAGGCGGCUGUCAAGAUUGUUGAUAGAGUCAAAGCACCAAAGGAUUUUCAGACUAAAUUUCUCCCCCGAGAACUUGAUAUCUGGCCAAAGUUAAGUCACCCACAUAUUAUUACCAUGUUAGAUUUUUUUGAAGAUGAGAGAAGAGUUUAUAUGAUUCUGGAAUAUGCUGAUCACGGUGAUGUUUUGAGAUACAUUCAGCGUUCUGGUGCCUUAAAUGAUGCGUUAUCUAAAUGUUGGUGUAAACAACUAGGGGAUGCAGUACGUUAUUUACAUGAUCACAACAUAACACAUCGUGAUCUCAAAUUAGAAAACAUGUUAUUAGAUUCAAAUUAUAACAUUAAAUUGUGUGAUUUUGGUUUUGUCCGUGGUGAAUGUAUGAACACUUUCAGUAAAACUUAUUGUGGUUCUAAAUCCUAUGCUGCUCCCGAAAUUCUCAAAGGAGAACCAUACGAUCCGAAAAAGUCAGACAUGUGGGCGAUAGGUGUUAUUAUUUACAUUUUUAUCACUGGUAAAAUGCCUUACGAUGAAAGUAAAGGAAAUUCGGGUGUUUUAGAAGAACAAAGAGCGUUAGACUUCCCAUGGCACAAAUAUAAGAAGGUUACAGAUGAUAGCAAAGCAGUAGUGAUGUGGCUGUUUGCAAAUGAUUUCAGAACACGACCAACUAUUCAUGAUAUCAUGGGUUGUCACUGGAUUAAA
This is a messenger RNA of Lottia gigantea (owl limpet), 795 nucleotides long. RefSeq lists its product as hypothetical. The record is from RefSeq and is a predicted model, not a curated record. Gene Ontology annotation, molecular function: tau-protein kinase activity; protein serine/threonine kinase activity; ATP binding. The transcript has a single exon. The annotation marks the transcript as partial. Gene Ontology annotation, biological process: protein phosphorylation; microtubule cytoskeleton organization; intracellular signal transduction. Gene Ontology annotation, cellular component: cytoplasm. Lineage: Eukaryota; Metazoa; Mollusca; Gastropoda; Lottiidae.